Aureobasidium melanogenum CBS 110374 is the source of this 366-nucleotide messenger RNA. RefSeq lists its product as uncharacterized. NCBI's taxonomy places the organism in Eukaryota, Fungi, Ascomycota, Dothideomycetes, Dothideales, Saccotheciaceae. The transcript is spliced from 3 exons. The coding region runs from base 1 to 366 and encodes 121 amino acids. The record is from RefSeq and is a predicted model, not a curated record.
AUGUCGACCUCUAAGCCAUUGGGACCUUUCAAGCUCGUCACGGUCAACACAGCACCUGAGCGUGCUUACAGGUUGAUUGGCCGUGUCGUCGAGAACGUCAAGGACAAGUACACGAUCAUCCACGCUGGAAACGCAGAUAACCAGGAACAAGUUCGCGAAGUCGUUACCAGAUGCCAGCCCGACGUACUGUUCACAGCAUCUAUGUGGACACCUGAGGAAGCCAAGAGCAUUCACGCCGAAGCCAAGGAAAUCAUGGGCCCGCAAUUGAAGACAUUCGCUCUGCCUCAGGGACUUCAGGUGUCAAAAGGCCCUGACGCUGUAGUAGAGUUCAUCGAGGAGAACUUGCCUGGUCUGCUCGAGGGCUAG